AUGCGGCCAACACCCGUCCUCCUCCUAACCCCGCUCCUCGCAACCCUCGCCUUCUCAAUAACCCCCCAAAGCCCCAGCCCCAGCCCAAGUACCCCGGAAUACAAGAACAUCCUCCCAAUCUCAACACCCACAAACACAAACCUCUUCCUCCCCCUCCUAGCCAGUAACCCCAUGAUGCGCGUCAACGGCGGAUCCACACCUUUACCAACGGCAACUCCAACCGACUCAUCGGAACCCAGAAUAAUGUACGAGCUUGUCACGGAAACGACUAGCGAAUGUGACUGUGAGUCAUCGUCGGCAUUGGCGCAUAUCCCGCAGAGUAGUGCUGCUUAUGGGGCGAGGUCUUCGGCGUUGUUUCGCGUGGAGGCGUUUCCGAGCGGUGUUACUGCUGUUGCUGCGAGUAGUAUGCCUGGGGCUAGUAGAGUUCUUGGAGCAAGUGCGACUGCGUCGCGGUUAUUUGGGACGGCUGGGGCGGUGCCAAGUGGGGUUGAUGCUGUGAGGAGUGGUGCGCCUGGGGAUCAGGAGUAUCAGGCGUUUGAGGGGAUAGGUGGGAAAACUGGGCCUGGGGUGCAGACCGUGUGGGGGGUUUCGGGGUUGUUGGGGGUUUUGAUGGUUUUGCAAGGUCUUUGA
Molecule: messenger RNA, 630 nt
Organism: Aspergillus alliaceus
Lineage: Eukaryota; Fungi; Ascomycota; Eurotiomycetes; Eurotiales; Aspergillaceae
Exons: 2
Coding region: 1-630 (209 amino acids)
Source: RefSeq, a predicted model, not a curated record